GGCAUGGCAUCGAACGCAAUUACGCAAUAAUGUGAUUACGAGCGGAUGAAGGCAAGCCCUAGAUCGGACGGCUUGUAUAAAGCCUUUGAUUCUUCUCUUGACGCAUGCUCACUCCUCUCACCUGCGGCGCGAUUCCUUCUUCUUCAGUGAUCCCAAUAUGCCGUUCAAGCGAUAUGUGGAGAUCGGCAGGGUUGCCCUCGUGAACUAUGGGAAGGAAUAUGGAAGGCUCGUCGUCAUCGUCGACGUUAUCGACCAGAACAGGGCUUUGGUUGAUGCUCCUGAUAUGAUUCGUGGCCAAAUUAACUUCAAAAGGCUCUCUCUUACUGAUAUAAAGAUUGACAUACCACGAGUCCCUAAGAAGAAGACCCUCAUUCAAGCUAUGGAGGCUGCUGAUGUUAAGAACAAGUGGGAAAACAGCUCAUGGGGCAGGAAGCUUAUUGUGCAGAAGAGCAGAGCUGCCCUAAAUGACUUUGACAGGUUCAAGGUCAUGGUGGCCAAGAUUAAGAGAGGACGUGCCAUAAGGCAAGAAUUGGCCAAACUUAAGAAGGAAAAUGCAGCUUGAGCUCGGAUUAACCUGUGAAAUUUGUUCUUGUUUCUGAUUCUGUACCGGUGUUAGUUGUCUUGUCGAGAGUUGCUAGUCGAAGUUAUUGAUUUCUUUUCCUUGUUCAGAACUUGGAUUUCUUCAAAUAUUCUGAAUUAAGAUUUUACAGUCUCUAGGGGCGACGAUCCCCUUGAAUAUUUA
Zingiber officinale is the source of this 742-nucleotide messenger RNA. RefSeq names its product probable 60S ribosomal protein L14. Gene Ontology annotation, biological process: ribosomal large subunit biogenesis; translation. Lineage: Eukaryota; Viridiplantae; Streptophyta; Magnoliopsida; Zingiberales; Zingiberaceae. Bases 158 to 562 code for a protein of 134 amino acids. The record is from RefSeq and is a predicted model, not a curated record. The transcript has 5 exons. Gene Ontology annotation, cellular component: ribosome; cytosolic large ribosomal subunit. Gene Ontology annotation, molecular function: RNA binding; structural constituent of ribosome.